AUGUAUCUCGAGAACACAAUUGUACUGUCAGUGUUCCUGAGCAUUGCCGCCAGCUUGGUCGCAGCCAAUGUCCAAGGUGAAUUUGAACAGCAACACAUGAACGAGGCGCAUCAAAUUGAAGUGACAGAUGAGGUUACCUUCUUCAAACUGCACGAUGUAGAUGGCGAUGGUUUCUGGGACGAGAAGGAGCUACAAUCCAUGUACGGCUUGGAAAGAGACAUUGAUCCCAAUACAAGCCAUAUCAGGAAAAUCAUUGACCGCGUCUAUGAGGAGAUGGACAUGAACAAGGAUCGUUUCAUUUCAUUGGAUGAAUACAUUACAGCCAAGCUACCAUCAAUCACUACAAGGGAGGAAAAGCUGGAGAAGGAAUACAGGAAAAAGGCACCACCACCGCCUGCAAAGAAUAGUAAAAGAGAUCCAGCAUCCGGCAAAAAGGCUGAACCAGUUGUCAAGAACAAGAGAUCCAGCAGUAAAAGCGUUGAGGGAGUUAUUCCCAACAAGUUCAGAGCUUGA
Messenger RNA from Mucor velutinosus, 513 nucleotides. RefSeq names its product alpha,alpha-trehalase nth1. Lineage: Eukaryota; Fungi; Mucoromycota; Mucoromycetes; Mucorales; Mucoraceae. The coding region runs from base 1 to 513 and encodes 170 amino acids. Gene Ontology annotation, molecular function: calcium ion binding. Gene Ontology annotation, cellular component: endoplasmic reticulum-Golgi intermediate compartment; extracellular exosome. The record is from RefSeq and is a predicted model, not a curated record. The transcript has 2 exons.